Merops nubicus (carmine bee-eater) is the source of this 1218-nucleotide messenger RNA. RefSeq names its product transcriptional adaptor 1 (gene TADA1). Gene Ontology annotation, biological process: regulation of transcription by RNA polymerase II. Gene Ontology annotation, molecular function: transcription coactivator activity. NCBI's taxonomy places the organism in Eukaryota, Metazoa, Chordata, Aves, Coraciiformes, Meropidae. The record is from RefSeq and is a predicted model, not a curated record. Gene Ontology annotation, cellular component: SAGA complex. The transcript has 7 exons. The annotation marks the transcript as partial.
GUACUGGGCCAAUCUGAAGCUCUGGUUCAAGCAGAAGAUCAGCAAGGAGGAGUUUGACCUAGAAGCGCGCAGGCUUCUCACACAAGACAACGUCCACUCUCACAAUGAUUUCCUCCUGGCCAUACUUACCCGAUGCCAGAUCUUGGUUUCUGCACCAGAAGGUGCUGGAUCUCUGCCAUGGCCAGGUGGCUCUGCAACUAAACCUGGAAAACCCAAAGGAAAGAAAAAGAUUUCUUCAGUUCGACAGAAGUUUGAUCACCGGUUCCAGCCUCAGAAUCCACUGUCUGGAGCCCAGCAGUUUGUGGCAAAGGAUCCUCAGGAGGAUGAUGAUUUGAAGCUGUGUUCUCAUACCAUGAUGCUUCCUACACGUGGCCAGUUGGAAGGAAGGAUGAUCGUAACUGCGUACGAGCACGGGCUGGACAACGUGACAGAGGAGGCAGUGACAGCAGUGGUUUAUGCUGUGGAGAACCACCUUAAGGAUAUUUUGACCUCUGUGAUAUCCAGGCGGAAGGCCUAUCGCCUGAGAGACGGCCACUUCAAGUAUGCCUUCGGGAGCAACGUUAACCCUCAGCCGUACCUGAAGAACAGUGUUGUUGCCUAUAACAACUUAAUUGAGUGCCCUCCAACCUUUGUGACACCUUCUGCUGGUCAGGGUCUUGCUCCCCAGCCCCUGCCCGACGAUGCUGAGCAGCAGGCAGCUCUACUCCUGGCAUGCUCUGGGGACACCUUACCAGCAUCGCUGCCACCGGUGAACAUGUAUGACCUUUUUGAGGCAUUACAGGUGCACAAAGAAGUCAUUCCUGCGCACACUGUCUACGCUCUAAACAUUGAGAGAAUCGUCAUGAAACUCUGGCAUCCAAACCACGAGGAGCUACAGCAGGAUCAGAUCCAUCGCCAGCGCCUGGCGGCGAAGGAGGGGCUCCUGCUCUGCUAGAGCAGCUCUGCCAGGCUCGGGUGGCUGCGCUGCUCUCCCUUGGGCCUGACGCUCGGACGCUUGUCGUAAACCUCUGGGUCAGCGUUUCAAGGAUGACCUAAGUUAUGAGUCAAGUUUCCUAUGGAAAUAUGACUGAGUUGUGGCACACCUCCUCUGCUUCCCCAGAGUCACGUGCCAUGGAGGGCUUGCAGCAAUCCCACUGAACUGGAAAGCAGAAACAAGAGUUGUUUGCAAAGACUGUUUUAGGGAAAAUAAAUGUAAAGGUGGAAGGAGUUGGUUUUAAA